GCCUGCCCUGGCCCCUCUGGCUUCAGCUCUGGCCCCUCCAGCAGCCGGCGGACAGUGGGUUAAGGAUUGGGUGAUGUGGGAACUUCCGGAUAUGAUCACAGAGAGAGAGAGGAGGGAGACAGAGGGAGACAGAGAGACACACACACACACACACACACACACAGAGGCAGACAGCUGAGCAUCCACUCAGCUGCUUACCAGCCCCCACACCAGGGACCCAGGGGCCCAGCCCAGCCCAGCCCCUUGCCAGUGGGGCCAGGUCUCCCCACACUGGUCCCUUCCUCUCAGCUUUCCUUCCUCUCCCUCCCUCCCUCUCUGAUCUCUGUCUUUCUUUCUUUCAUUCUUUCUGUCUCUCCCUGAAUCUUUUUCUCUCUUUCACUGUCUUACUGGAUUCACUGAGGCUCCAGUUCUGGGGUACCGAGGGGUGGCUGGGGCUCAAGGGAGCCUUUCCUCCCCCAUCCUGGGGUCCAGAUCCACUCCCCAACUCUCUCCACCAGCCUGGGAUGCCCCUGGAGCCAGGGCACUGACCCCUGGGGGCUGGGCUGGAGGCUGUGCUCUGGGGUACUCAUGACAGAACACUACGCCUACCACUGAGCAGAAAGAGGGGGCCCUGGGUUGUGGGGGGAACCUGGGGGGCAACCCGUGUCCCCACUCACCCUCCACAGCCCAGCCCCCAGGCCUGGAUCUGGCGAGGGACAGACAUUGGAGCUGCCUGACGUGGGCCCCAGUUCUGGGGGCCCAUGGCACAGAGAUACGAUGAGCUGCCUCAGUACCCCGGCUUGGACAGCGCAGGCCUGGCCAACUUCUCGGAAGCCGCGCCCCGAGGGAGCGGGCGGGCAGCGGCGCUGCCCCAGGCCCCCUACGGCCCCGCCCCGCCCCCGGGGCCGGCCCGGAGCCGAGCCAGAGGAGGAGACGGACUGAAGAGCGAGAAAGACGAGAUUUACGGGCACCCACUGUUCCCGCUUCUGGCUCUGGUUUUUGAGAAGUGUGAGCUGGCCACGUGCUCCCCUAGGGAUGGGGCCGGCCCGGGGCCUGGGGGCAGCCCGGGCUUGGGGCCUGGGGCCGAUGUCUGCUCCUCCGACUCCUUCAACGAGGACAUAGCCGCCUUCGCCAAGCAGGUCCGCAUGGAGAGGCCUCUGUUCUCCUCCAACCCAGAGCUGGACAACCUGAUGAUACAGGCCAUCCAGGUACUUCGGUUUCAUCUGCUGGAGCUGGAGAAGGUACAUGACCUGUGUGACAACUUCUGCCAUCGGUAUAUCACCUGCCUCAAGGGGAAGAUGCCCAUCGAUCUGGUCAUUGAGGACCGAGACCGAGAUGGUGAUGACUCCAUCAUCCCCUGCAAAGCUGACCUGGAUGACUUCCCAACCCCUGGCCCUGGGCUCCCCCACCAGAACAAUUCCUGGGUUCGGGACCACAGUGACAGUGGAUCUGUGCACCUGGGGACACCAGGUCCAUCCAGUGGAGGCAUGGCCUCCCAGAGUGGGGACAACUCCAGUGAGCAUGGAGAUGGGCUGGAGACCAGAGCAGCCUCCCCCAGCUCUGGGCCCGAAGAUGAUGAGCCUGAUCAUGACCACAGGCAGAGUAAGAAGCGGGGAAUCUUCCCCAAGGUGGCCACCAACAUCAUGAGGGCCUGGCUUUUCCAGCACCUGGCGCACCCCUAUCCCUCUGAGGAGCAAAAGAAGCAGCUGGCCCAGGACACAGGUCUCACUAUCCUACAGGUCAACAACUGGUUCAUUAAUGCCAGGAGGCGGAUUGUGCAGCCCAUGAUUGACCAGUCCAACAGGGCAGGCCCUGGCACAGCCUACAGCCCUGAGCAUGGCCCAGCCCUGGGGGCCUUUGGCCCAGACCAGAGUCCAGGCCCUGGGCCCCCCAUGAGGACCACCGGGUCCAUGGGCAUGAGUGUGAGCCUGGACAGGCAGUGGCACUACAUGUAGGGGCAUCUGCAGCCUCACCCACUGACGCCAGGACUCCUUCUCCGUGGAUGUGGAGGGUCCUGCGAGCUGAGCCCCCCACACACACCUGGGGCUCCCAGCCAGGGCCCUGCCUGAUGCGGCCGGGCCUGAUGCCCUCCCACCUCAACACCUACCUCCCCGGGCUCCCCGGGCUCCUGGGCUGGGACUCGCUGCACACUGAGCUAUCCAUCCCUCAAUGAUGAUGAUGAGAACACGCCCACUCCAUCCUGCAGGCUCCUCAGAAACUCUGGGCUCCUUCCCUGCUUUUCCCUGAGUCCCAGGCCCCCUCGUGCCCCACCCUGGGAGCACCAAGGCCAAGGAUGGGGGGGGGAAGUUGAGGAGCCGGGGGAAAUGGUCCAGGCCCCUUCCUCCAGGCCUGGGCAGGAGGGGUCUUGGGACACAGACGGGGCAGGGUUCCUGGGGUUUUUCCCUGUCUUCCCUCGCUCUGCCUCAUUCUCUUUAGUCUGCCUCUGUCUCUUUCUCAGCCUUUUUUUUUUAAAACGAUAAAAUCUUAAAAAACAAAUCUUCCGCUCCAGCCUCUUUCCCUCCUUCAGUCCAAACCCGUAUUUGUCUCUCUGUUAACAAUGAAGAUCAGACUGGAGGAGGAAGGGGGCAGGUGGCCCCUGGGGAGGGGGCUGAGGGAGGAGGCGAUAAUGGGGCAGAAUGCCUCUGGCCCAUCGGCUGCCUCUGUUUCUGCUGCUCAUCUCUACCUCACACCCGCAUCUUUCUUUGGGUCUCACCCUCCUUUCUCUGUCUCUGUCUUUGUCUAGCUAGCCAGGGUUGAGGUUUCCAGCCCUCCCAAACACUUUGCAUAUAGCAUGGAAAGAGUCUAGGGAGGGGCCUGGGAAGUCAGGAGGACCCCAGAGAGGCUCAACUGGGUCCCCCUUAGAAGAGGAUGUGUGGGAGGCCCGGAUCA
Phascolarctos cinereus (koala) is the source of this 2868-nucleotide messenger RNA. It is a transcript of the gene MEIS3, whose product is annotated as Meis homeobox 3. NCBI's taxonomy places the organism in Eukaryota, Metazoa, Chordata, Mammalia, Diprotodontia, Phascolarctidae. Gene Ontology annotation, molecular function: DNA binding. Gene Ontology annotation, biological process: regulation of DNA-templated transcription. The record is from RefSeq and is a predicted model, not a curated record.